Anopheles nili is the source of this 1008-nucleotide messenger RNA. It is a transcript of the gene WRNexo, whose product is annotated as 3'-5' exonuclease. Bases 1 to 1008 code for a protein of 335 amino acids. The transcript has 2 exons. Gene Ontology annotation, molecular function: nucleic acid binding; 3'-5' exonuclease activity. Gene Ontology annotation, biological process: nucleobase-containing compound metabolic process. The record is from RefSeq and is a predicted model, not a curated record. NCBI's taxonomy places the organism in Eukaryota, Metazoa, Arthropoda, Insecta, Diptera, Culicidae.
AUGUCGAAGAGAGUGCUACCGCUUUGGAUGCGCGAGCAUCACAAAUCAAUUGUGUCGAAAGUACCGUUCUUAGAAAGUAAAUGCAAUGUAAAAUCAAAUCUGUCUAAUGCUACAGAAAUUCUAAUCAAAUCCGGUGAAAUCAGUGAAGUGAAAAAUGAUUCAUCAGAAAGUAAGAGCAAUACAAAACUAAUCACUUCUGAUGCAGCAGAAAUUAUUAACAAAGCCAGUGAACCUGGCAAUGCAACUCAAUCUGAUGAAGAGCCAACAAAAAGACGCUUGCGAAGCAACUUUACAUUCCCAACGGUAGCUGAGAAAACGGUUAUUUAUUUGCCAUUCGUUGAAUAUACCGGAGCGAUAGAAUACUACACACUAAUGCAUGACAUGGCGUUCAGUUGUGAUCAGCUCUUACAGUGGGUGUCACAGCAACCGGUUGAUGUCGUUCCGAUUGCGUUCGAUUUGGAAUGGCCUAUGAGCUUCAAAACUGGCCCGGGAAAAACGGCUUUAUUACAGCUGUGCGCUUCAAUCGAUCGAUGCUUGUUGCUGCAAAUAUCCUGUCUGCAACGGUUGCCUGUUGCAUUGACGCAGCUGCUCUGCCACCCGAAAGUCGUGCUGCACGGGGUGAACAUCAAGAACGAUAUUCGUAAAUUGACCCGUGAUUUUACGAUUACAAAUUCUGACCGAAUGCUUGCACAAUGUGUCGAUUUAGGGCAGCGGUAUAAUCUGCUGUGUGGUACAAAAGGUAUUUGGAGCAUGCAACGUUUGGUAGAAAGUGUGCUCCAACAACGUAUUAAUAAGGAUAAAGAAGUACGCAUGAGUAAAUGGAAUGUGCUGCCGUUGAGCGAGGAUCAAAAGCUGUAUGCGGCCAUCGAUGUUUAUAUAAGCCAAAUGCUUUACAUCAAACUCUCCGAAAUUGAACGUAACCAGAACAAAGUGAAAAAUUGUCAAUUUUCAGAGAGAGAGUUAGAGUUCAAAGAGAAUAAACGCGACUCUGAUGCAGCUUCCUUUUAA